GUAAUUACCAAACUUAGAUAAAAUAACGAUACAUAAAGGUGUUAGUUUUGAAUGUGGGCUAGUAAAGCUAAGCAGACUAGACUAAUAGGCUUGACAUUGCAGAUAUGAAGUUAGUACUAUUAAUAUUUUGUGUUGCCUUGGCACAUGUGAACGCCCAAUGCAUCCCCAAGCCUAUAACAUGCAAACCAUUACCGUACCCCGCCGUCGCCCUACCAUCAUGUAACUGCCCUAACAUUCCCAGUUUACCAGUGUCACCAUCCGUUCUCCCAGCGAUUAACGCACCACCUUUUGGGGUACCGUGUUUGCCCGGUAUUGCGCCUUUAGGCUUGAUUAACCCGUUCCUGCCGCCGGCUUCGCCUAUAUCAGCGUUGGCGCCUACUGUGUCUUCGCUGUAUCCGCCUAUUAACCCGUGCAAUUGCGGAUGCAAGUAUUUGAAGAAGAUACCUAUACCACCGCCGUGUUUGUAGUCUUUUUAAUAAAAUAAUUUGUAAACUA
This is a messenger RNA of Cydia pomonella (codling moth), 495 nucleotides long. RefSeq lists its product as uncharacterized. NCBI's taxonomy places the organism in Eukaryota, Metazoa, Arthropoda, Insecta, Lepidoptera, Tortricidae. The record is from RefSeq and is a predicted model, not a curated record. The coding region runs from base 105 to 467 and encodes 120 amino acids. The transcript is spliced from 2 exons.